AUGGCGGGAACGCAACUCGAUGCGACGUCCCUGAACGAGAGGAAGUUGCCCAUCAUGGAACUGGUCCAAAGCAGCUUCUCCUCCGAACCUGCGCCGACCAAAGGCUUCAAUCGCGAUUACUUUCAGAGGUAUGGCUUCCACAGACUGCCUGCGUGGUAUAACUCACAGUCAACCAGCACCAUCCGCAAGAUCGGAUGUCUCAAGAACAUCCUACGCCGACUAGCACACCAGUACAUAGGGCAUCCAGGCACCGUUUCAACGGCAGAACGUCAAAGGCUCCGAAGCGGACUUUCUCGCCUAGAUACUGCAGUCAACGCCCACAUCGUAACCCAUGUUAUUGCUCCUCGGUGUCUGACCGUCUGUCUCGCCAUGCAACAAUACCUGCCCCGCGAACUACGCGACAUGAUAUAUAAAUUCGUGUUAGACGCAUCGGAACCUAAUGUCAUCACUACGAAGUGCCACCGAGACCCAGACAUGUCGUCCCAGAUGACCACUGAGUUGAUGCAACAAGCCUGUCUCAAGGAGUAUGGCCAUCUCUUCGACCCUGAAUUUGCCGACUCCACUACCCGCAAGGAGAUGGCUACAUCGUGGUAUCGGUGUACGACAUUCCGUGUCAAUGGCCUCGAGGGCAUACGUGACUUGUUACAGACGAACUGCUGGGGCGUCGGUCGCGACCGCAAUACGAAGUCUCCGGUCAACCAUAUCGUAGUAGGACUAAGAAUCUUCCGCAGCAACAUCUUUUUCUGGGACGACGACAGAAAAGCGCUCAAAGCUGCACUGGAAAUGGCGCCGUCAUUCCGCUUGCGGAACGGUACGCACAUCAAAGUCGUGAUGAAGACUGACAUCGAACUGCUAUACCAGACCCACUACCCUGAUUAUAAUCUUGGGGCUGUCAUGAAGCGUGCUAGUCUCGUCUUUCCGAUGUUGGAUGCUCUGCUUAAAGAUGGACAUCACGUCACGGUCGCUUUUUCCGCUCUGCUUGAGGGACAUGAGGUUGAGAUGGAGACUUUCAGUGUGGAAGCUUGGAAGGAAAUGGCGAGGGCGGAGAUGAAGGCUUUCCUGUGUAUGUUCAAGCAUCGAGGCGGGUGCGGUGUCCAUAAUUGGGCAUGA
Messenger RNA from Parastagonospora nodorum SN15, 1110 nucleotides. RefSeq lists its product as hypothetical. The record is from RefSeq and is a predicted model, not a curated record. The transcript has 2 exons. Lineage: Eukaryota; Fungi; Ascomycota; Dothideomycetes; Pleosporales; Phaeosphaeriaceae. Bases 1 to 1110 code for a protein of 369 amino acids.